AUGGCGCAGAAAGGAGUUGAACUGGAUCAAGAAACAAUCAGCUGUUCCAUCUGUCUGGAUUUACUGAAGGAUCCAGUGACUAUUCCCUGUGGACACAGCUACUGCAUCAACUGUAUUAAAAGACACUUUGAUGAAGAGGACAAGAAGAAAAUCCACAGCUGUCCUGAAUGCAGACAACUCUUCCCAUCGAGGCCUGUCCUGGUGAAAAGCACCAUGUUAGCAAAUUUAGUGGAGCAGCUGAAGAAGACUGGACUCCAAGCUGCUCCUGCUGAUCACUGCUAUGCUGGACCUGAAGAUGUGGCCUGUGAUGUCUGCACUGGAAGAAAACUGAAAGCCUUCAAGUCCUGUUUAGUCUGUCUGGCAUCUUACUGUGAGAAACACCUUCAAUCUCAUUAUGAUGUAGCUCCUUUAAAGAAACACAAGCUGGUAGAUCCCUCCAAGAAGCUCCAGGAGAACAUCUGCUCUCGUCAUGAUGAGGUGAUGAAGAUGUUCUGUCGUACUGAUCAGCAGAGUAUCUGUUAUCUCUGCUCUGUGGAGGAACAUAAAGGCCACAACACAGUCUCAGCUGCAGCAGAAAGGACUGAGAGGCAGAGAGAGGUGGAGGUGAGACGACAAAACAUCCAGCAGAUGAUCCAGAACAAAGAGAAAGAUGUGAAGCUGCUUCAACAGGAGCUGAAGGCCAUCGCUCACUCUGCUGAUAAAACAGUGAAGGACAGUCAGAAAAUGUUCACUGAGAUGAUCCGUGUCCUCCAGGAAAGAAGCUCUGAUGUGGAGCAGCAGGUCAGAUCCCAGCAGGAAACUGAAGAGAGUCGAGUCAAAGAUGUUGAGGAGAAGCUGGAGCAGGAGAUCACUGAGCUAAAGAGGGAAGACGCUGAGCUGAAGCAACUCUCAGACAUAGAGGAUCACAACCAGUUUCUACACAACUACCCCUCACUGUCACCACUCAGUCAAUCUACACACUCAUCCAGCAUCAAUAUCCGUCCUCUGAGGUACUUUGAUGACGUGAAAGUAGCUGUGACAGAGCUCAGAAAGAAACUAGAGGACGUUCUGAAAGAGACAAGAACAUACAACUCACUGACACUGACUGAAGUGGAUGUUUUACUGUCACAACCAGAGCCAAAGACCAGAGAUGAAUUCUUAAGGUAUUCAUGUGAAAUCACACUGGAUCCCAACACAGUGCACAGAAAUCUGGUACUGUCUGAGGGAAAGAAAAAAGUAACAUUUUUUAAUCAAAAAAAGAGAUAUUCAGAUCAUCCAGAGAGAUUUACUGAUUGUCGUCAGGUCCUGAGUAGAGAGAGUCUGACUGGACGUUGUUACUGGGAGGUGGAGUGGAGUGGAAGAGUUGGUGUAGCAGUAACAUACAAGAAUAUCAGUAGAGCAGGUUACAAGAGUAGCUUUGGAUACAAUGAGAAAUCUUGGGCAUUAGAUUGUUAUAAAGACAGUUCUACAUUUGAGUACAACAACAUCCAAACUUCUGUCACAGGUCGUCCUUCCUCCAGAGUAGGAGUGUACCUGGAUCACAGAGCAGGUAUUCUGUCCUUCUACAGCGUCUCUGAAACCAUGACUCUCCUCCACAAAGUCCAGACCACAUUCACUCAGCCGCUCUAUGCUGGACUCUGGAUUGGUGAUUGUUUUAUUGUUAGAUCAAGUGCUGAGUUGAUUAAACUCAAGAUUUCUCUUACAGCUGAUGGAGAAAAUGUCAAAUAUGAGCGUGAACUUGAGACAGUUUUCCUCCUUAAAGACCUCAAAGAACACAGUUCAUGUCGUCCUUCCUCCCGAAUAGGAGUGUACCUGGAUCACAGAGCAGGUAUUCUGUCCUUCUACAACGUCUCUAAAACCAUGACUCUCCUCUACAGAGUCCAGACCACAUUCACCCAGCCGCUCUAUGCUGGACUGGCUUCUUGUUUGGGGAUCAAGAGGCUUGCCUCAUCUCCAGAGUGGGAGGAGGAAAGACUCAGUUACGUCACCAAGAACCUAGAGACAACAUCCACUAUGAAGGCGCAGGAGGACUUGGAAAACCAACAAAAACAGUGGAACCAGGAAAAGUUCAACCUCCAGCAGCGUUUGGAGUCUUUGGUGAAGGCCGUUGAGAAGAAGGCGGAGGAGGAAAUACAAAGCAGCUCCACUCUGUCCACGUACUUCCUGGGUUCCUCCCCUUUAGAUCUGUAUAACAUGUGGAGAAGUAAACUCACUGAGUCACUGACACUGAGAGCAGAGAUGGCGCAGAAAGGAGGUGAACUGGAUCAAGAAACCUUUUCUUGUUCCAUUUGUCUGGAUUUACUGAAGGAUCCGGUGACUAUUCCCUGUGGACACAGCUACUGCAUGAACUGUAUUAAAAACCACUUUGAUGAAGAGGACAAGAAGAAAACCCACAGCUGUCCUGAGUGCAGACAACUCUUCCCAUCGAGGCCUGUCCUGGUGAAAAACACCAUGUUAGCAGCUUUAGUGGAGCAGCUGAAGAAGACUGGACUCCAAGCUGCUCCUGCUGAUCACUGCUAUGCUGGACCUGAAGAUGUGGCCUGUGAUUUCUGCACUGGAAGAAAACUGAAAGCCUUCAAGUCCUGUUUAGUCUGUCUGGCAUCUUACUGUGAGAAACACCUUGAACCUCACUAUAAGUCAACUACAUUUAAACAACACAAGCUGGUGGAUCCCUCCAAGAAGCUCCAGGAGAACAUCUGCUCUCGUCAUGAUGAGGUGAUGAAGAUGUUCUGUCGUACUGAUCAGCAGAGUAUCUGUUAUCUCUGCUCUGUGGAGGAACAUAAAGGCCACGACAUGGUCUCAGCUGCAGCAGAAAGGACUGAGAGGCAGAGAGAGGUGGAGGUGAGACGACAAAACAUCCAGCAGAUCAUCCAGGACAAAGAGAAAGAUGUGAAGCUGCUUCAACAGGAGCUGAAGGCCAUCGCUCACUCUGCUGAUAAAACAGUGAAGGACAGUCGGGAGAUGUUCACUGAGAUGAUCCGUCUCCUCCAUGAAAGAAGCUCUGAUGUGGAGCAACAGGUCAGAUCCCAGCAGGAAACUGAAGAGAGUCGAGUUAAAGAGGUUGAGGAGAAGCUGGAGCAGGAGAUCACUGAGCUAAAGAGGGAAGACGCUGAGCUGAAGCAGCUCUCAGACACAGAGGAUCACAACCAGAUUCUACACAACUACCCCUCACCGUCACCACUCAGUCAAUCUACACACUCAUCCAGCAUCAAUAUCUGUCCUCUGAGGAACUUUGAUGACGUGAAAGCAGCUGUGACAGAGCUUAGAAAAAAACUAAAGGACCUUCUGAGAGAGACGAGGACAAACAUCUCACUGACAGUGACUGAAGUAGAUGUUUUACUGUCGCAACCAGAGCCAAAGACCAGAGAUGAAUUUAAAGUAUUCAUGUGAAAUCACACUGGAUCCAAACACAGUACACAGAUAUCUGGUACUGUCUGA
Molecule: messenger RNA, 3417 nt
Organism: Mugil cephalus (flathead mullet)
Lineage: Eukaryota; Metazoa; Chordata; Actinopteri; Mugiliformes; Mugilidae
Molecular function (GO): protein binding; zinc ion binding
Source: RefSeq, a predicted model, not a curated record